Brettanomyces nanus is the source of this 1404-nucleotide messenger RNA. RefSeq lists its product as uncharacterized. Lineage: Eukaryota; Fungi; Ascomycota; Pichiomycetes; Pichiales; Pichiaceae. The record is from RefSeq and is a predicted model, not a curated record. Gene Ontology annotation, cellular component: nuclear membrane; nuclear envelope. Gene Ontology annotation, biological process: lipid homeostasis; nuclear envelope organization. The transcript has a single exon. The coding region runs from base 1 to 1404 and encodes 467 amino acids.
AUGACGGGCAAAGUGCUACAGAAUACAAACGAAUCGUUUUCAGUAGCGUCUACUGUGGAUUCUACCAAUCUCUUGGCCAACUCUGGUCUCUCCGACAUCACAUUAACCCCGAUCAAAAGCCUCAAGGAUGUUCAAACGCACAAUCCAACAGAACUAACAGAAACUCUCCGUAGAGCGCAAAACGGCGAGACUUUUCUUCCCGAGCAGAUAAACUUCCUUGGCCCAGGUUCCGGUGUUCCGAAGAGGAAGAUUGUGUUCCCCCAGGCCUUUUCCAGUCCAAAGCACUCCAAUUCUGGAGUUAGUCUGUCCUUUUUCAACUCUCAACCCGGUUUACAGCUUUCUCAAACUAGUUCGGGAACUUUAAACCCUGUUAAAGGUGCCUAUAAUAUUUUUGAUAAGCGAAAGGUGUCAAAUUCAACUCCUGGUAGAAAAAGGAAAAGAAAGAGAAUACUGACUCCAGAGACUAGUCAAGGUGUCAUCAAUCGUUCUCUUCAUGAACCUCAAGAAUAUUUGGACCGCGCAAACAAGGAAACGCCUCAAAAUCGAACAGAACCUUCAAGUUCUUCACCUUCACCCUCGCCUGUCUCCAGCUCUCUCUCGCUUACUCAGAAACUUCUCACAGACCCUCAGUGCAUCACCAAUCUUACGCUUAUCAUUCAGAUCCUUCUUAAUGCACUCAUAUUUACGUGCUUUAUCCUAGUGAUUCUCAUGUGCUUCCUAUCAGUCAAGCGUGACGUGGAUCACAAAGUCCAAACCUAUGUCAACGAUCUCAUUCACCAGAUCAACGGAUGCAGAAGAGAGUACUUACGAAACAACUGUGCACCAGAAAUGCGUGUUCCUGCGCUCGAAAGCUCUUGUAACGAAUGGGAAAAUUGCAUGGGCCAGGAUCCUGAAUCAGUCAUCACUUCUGUGGCAUAUUUCGAGGUCAUGGCUGAAUGUAUGAACGCUUUCUUUCACAACCUCAGCUUUAGAACUCUCAUAAGCAUGGCAGUACUACUUCUUUGUUCGGUGGUACUUCCAAACGUCUUGUUCAAUAAGUUCAGAUCCACCAGCAGCAAUACUACUACCAAUAACACCACCUACUACAAUAUAACUCAUGAUCAGUCCACUCAGCAGAGUCCUGUACGGUCUGAUUUUUCUGGAUCGCCACGAAGAUUGAUCGACAAUACAGUGUUUUUCACUCCCAUGCAAGGCCCAGAACCUGUUCAAGCAGGCUCCCAAACUGCCACUGGCAGACUCAGUGGAGGACUUCUUACACCUUCUCCCAAAAAGAGCAGCGAAACUAGCGUUAGAUUUAACCCCAAUGUCAGCUACAGUUUCUACGAUAGUGAAUAUACAGGUAAUAACACUAGCUAUGUGGACGCUAGUCCCACCCUGAAGGUGCGGAAUAGAAAUAGAUACUAA